This is a messenger RNA of Miscanthus lutarioriparius, 714 nucleotides long. The record is from the annotation of a GenBank genome assembly. Lineage: Eukaryota; Viridiplantae; Streptophyta; Magnoliopsida; Poales; Poaceae.
AUGGCGUGGUGCGGCCCCCUCGGAGCCGGAGACGCCGGGGACAGCGGCCUCGAGCUCAGCCUCGGCCUCCCGGCCUACUUCGCCAAGCCAUCAGGUUUGGACGCCGCCGGCGAGGAGUCCGGUGAGGUCUCUGCUUUUGCUCUCCAGGCUGCCAAAGGGAGCAAUGGCUCAAAGGCAAGGGUCACGGCAGCAGCCGCGGCGCCGGUGGUGGGGUGGCCGCCGGUGCGGUCGUUCCGGAGGAACCUGGCCUCGUCCUCCUCCAGGCCAUCGCCGCAGUCGUCGUCGGGUCACCACCGUCACCACAAGGUUCACGACGGCGGCGCUUUGGACGGCGCGCACAAGGGCGGCCUGUUCGUAAAGAUCAACAUGGACGGCGUGCCGAUCGGGCGCAAGGUGGACCUCACGGCGUACGGCGGCUACGCCGACCUCUCCGCCGCCGUUGGCAAGCUCUUCCGCGGCCUGCUCGCCGCUCAGAGGGACCCGGCCGCGACGGCGGGUGGCGAGGCGGAGGAGGAGGAGCAGCAGGAGCCCGUGAUCGGCGGCGACUACACGCUGGUGUACGAGGACGACGAGGGGGACAGGGUCCUUGUCGGCGACGUCCCCUGGGAGAUGUUCGUGGCCACCGCCAAGAGGCUGCGCGUGCUCAAGAGCUCCGACGUGCCGGCCUCGUCGCUGAGAGCAAGGGGCAGGAAGAGGGCUGCAGCCGACUGCUGA